AUGGGCAGCACUCAUCAUGACAAAGAACUACGCAAGAUUGACAAGGACCGCGCUAAAAUCGAAGCAAAAAUCCACAAGAAGCAAGACGCCGAGGCCGUCAAGCUCGCCAGCCACAGAGAAAAGGACCCCGAAGACAUUGCCAAAUACCAAGAAAAGUACGACACCGCAAUGGCAAAGCUGUCAGAGAAGCGCGAAAAGGAGCUCGCCAAGCUGGAGCAGAAACGUGAAAAGGAGAUUUCCAAAGCACAGAGAAAGAGAAGUGUACAGCUGAACAGAGACGAGGCCAGUAGAGUUGCCAGGGAGAGAGACGACUUUAGACAUCAGGUCGACAUGCUGAAGCGCGAAAACGGUCUGCUUAGAGAGCAAAUGACCGACCUGCAGCGCGAGAACGCCAUACUCGUCGAAAAGGUUAACAAACUCGGCGGAGUCGGCGCGCUCAAAGAGAUCAAGACUGAAGUCGAGCAUCAUUGA
Molecule: messenger RNA, 471 nt
Organism: Aureobasidium vineae
Lineage: Eukaryota; Fungi; Ascomycota; Dothideomycetes; Dothideales; Saccotheciaceae
Source: the annotation of a GenBank genome assembly